GUGACAAAAUAGGAAGUGAGAGAUGACGGUACCCGGAGCUCCCGGGACGAGAUGCAGAGAAAAACCGAGCGUUCAGCAGGCUUUUAAUUUGAAAGAAUCGUCACGAAGGCAGUAUGGAGGAUGAUGAACUUUCGUCAGCGGAUGGGAUGGGUGGGCGUGGCCGCCUACCUGCUGCUCAGCGUCAUGGUGGUCUAUUACAUCUUUGAGGUUCAGAGCUUCAGUUUGGAGCACGUGCAGAAAGGUCGGUCUGGUCCGUCAGCUCCACCCCUGGCCAUCAGCUGGUUUCAGAGCGUCAGCACUCGCCUGCCUCCACUUCCUGUCUGGAUGUGGGCAUUGGUCUUUCUACUGCCGUACCUGCAGCUCUUCCUCUUCCUGUUCUCUUGCACCAGGGCGGACCCUCGAGCUGUCGGAUACUGCGUCCUUCCUGUCUGCCUCGCCCUUCUCUGUAGCCGCCAUGCUGCCAGAAAACCAGCCAAUCAGAGAGGCUCUCCGCUCAUCGACACGUAGAGAGGACAACCAAACAGAGAAGCUUAUUGACAAAUAGGGAGGAUGACCAAUCAGAGCAGCUCCCUGCUUUUCUGCACGUAGAAAGGACGACCAAUCAGAGGUUUAUUGACAUAAAGGAAAAGCGACCAAUCAGACAGGCUCCCUGUCAUAAAGGGGAUGGGACCAUGGCAAAGGGAUGCUCAUGAAACAAACUGAGGUGCUUCUGUUGAGAUGUUUGUGAUGUCACUUCCUGUGCCUUUACAGUAAAAACACUGUUGUGUAAACCCUGUUCGCUGUCUGCCAGGAGAGACAAGUUCUGUUGCUCACUGUCAACUGUCAAUCAUUCUUCACUGAAUCCUGUGCUGUGAUUGGCUGAUGUGGGCUUGGCUAUGUGUUUUUAAAGCAUAGGAGUCAUAAGAACUGUUUACAAUGAGUUAUGUGACGGACACUGGUUACCAUGGGGACUUUUCUAAAAAUAUCAAUAAAUUUAAAAAUUAAACUUGA
This is a messenger RNA of Cheilinus undulatus (humphead wrasse), 990 nucleotides long. RefSeq names its product transmembrane protein 251 (gene lyset). Bases 121 to 507 code for a protein of 128 amino acids. The transcript is spliced from 2 exons. The record is from RefSeq and is a predicted model, not a curated record. NCBI's taxonomy places the organism in Eukaryota, Metazoa, Chordata, Actinopteri, Labriformes, Labridae.